Molecule: messenger RNA, 1725 nt
Organism: Molossus molossus (Pallas's mastiff bat)
Lineage: Eukaryota; Metazoa; Chordata; Mammalia; Chiroptera; Molossidae
Gene: TP73
Product: tumor protein p73
Exons: 11
Coding region: 16-1725 (569 amino acids)
Biological process (GO): regulation of transcription by RNA polymerase II; apoptotic process; protein tetramerization
Cellular component (GO): nucleus
Molecular function (GO): RNA polymerase II cis-regulatory region sequence-specific DNA binding; protein binding; DNA-binding transcription factor activity, RNA polymerase II-specific
Source: RefSeq, a predicted model, not a curated record
CUGCUGAGCAGCACCAUGGACCAGAUGAGCAGCCGGGCGGCCUCGGCCAGCCCCUACACUCCGGAGCACGCGGCCAGCGUGCCCACCCACUCCCCGUACGCACAACCCAGCUCCACCUUCGACACCAUGUCGCCUGCGCCCAUCAUCCCCUCCAACGCCGACUACCCCGGCCCCCACCACUUCGACGUCACCUUCCAGCAGUCCAGCACAGCCAAGUCGGCCACCUGGACGUACUCUCCACUGUUGAAGAAGCUGUACUGCCAAAUCGCCAAGACGUGUCCCAUCCAGAUCAAGGUGUCCACCCCGCCGCCCCCGGGCACGGCCAUCCGUGCCAUGCCUGUCUACAAGAAGGCGGAGCACGUGACCGAGGUCGUGAAGCGCUGUCCCAACCACGAGCUCGGGCGGGACUUCAACGAAGGACAGUCUGCCCCGGCCAGCCACCUCAUCCGCGUGGAGGGCAACAACCUCUCGCAGUACGUGGACGACCCCGUCACCGGCAGGCAGAGCGUCAUGGUGCCCUACGAGCCCCCACAGGUGGGCACCGAGUUCACCACCAUCCUAUACAACUUCAUGUGCAACAGCAGCUGCGUGGGGGGCAUGAACCGCCGGCCCAUCCUCAUCAUUAUCACCUUGGAGACCCGGGACGGCCAGGUGCUGGGCCGCCGGUCCUUCGAGGGCCGCAUCUGUGCCUGUCCUGGCCGAGACCGCAAGGCUGAUGAGGACCACUACCGGGAGCAGCAGGCGCUGAACGAGAGUGCUGCCAAGAACGGAGGAGCCGCCAGCAAGCGUGCCUUCAAGCAGAGCCCCCCGGCCAUCCCCGCCCUGGGCACCGGUGUGAAGAAGAGACGGCAGGGGGACGAGGACACGUACUAUAUGCACGUGCGGGGCCGGGAGAACUUUGAGAUCCUGAUGAAGGUCAAGGAGAGUCUGGAGCUGAUGGAGCUGGUGCCCCAGCAGGUGGUGGACUCCUACAGGCAGCAGCAGCAGCUCCUGCAGAGGCCAAACCACCUGCCGCCACCGUCCUACGGGCCAGUCCUCUCGCCCAUGAACAAAAUGCACGGGGGUGUCAACAAGCUGCCGUCCGUCAACCAGCUGGUGGGCCAGCCCCCCCCGCACAGCUCAGCCACAGGGCCCAACCUGGGGCCCAUGGGCCCUGGGAUACUCAGCAACCACGGCCACACCCUGCAGGCCAACGGCGAGAUGAACGGCAGCCACAGCUCCCAGUCCAUGGUCCCAGGGUCCCACUGCACCCCACCGCCCCCCUACCACGCCGACCCCAGCCUGGUCAGUUUUUUAACAGGAUUGGGGUGUCCCAACUGCAUCGAGCAUUUCACCUCUCAAGGCUUACAGAGCAUUUACCACCUGCAGAACCUGACCAUGGAGGACCUGGGCGCCCUGAAGAUCCCGGACCAGUACCGGAAUGCCAUCUGGAGGGGCCUGCAGGACCUGAAGCAGAGCCAUGACUGUGGCGCGCAGCAGCUGAUCCGCUCCAGCAGCAACGCCGCCACCAUCUCCAUCGGCGGCGCGGGCGAGCUGCAGCGGCAGCGCGUCAUGGAGGCCGUGCACUUCCGCGUGCGCCACACCAUCACCAUCCCCAACCGCGGCCCGGGCGGGGCGGGGGGCGCGGCGCCCGACGAGUGGGCCGACUUCGGCUUCGACCUCCCGGACUGCAAGUCCCGGAGACAGCCCAUCAAGGAGGAGUUCCCCGAGGGGGAGGCCAACUGA